AUGGCGACCCUACAUGUUGGACGACCACAGCGGCUUCCAGGCUCACCCUUGGCAUUCACAGGCUUGCAAUCAUCGGCGGCUCUGGCAGUGCGCCCAGCGCCCGGGGGCACUCCUCAGGAAAGACAGGCAAGCUCUGCAGAGGCCAGGCCCAGUCCCAGUCAGGCUGUGUCCGCUGGGAUCGCAACGGCAAUGGGGACUAUCGCCGGGGCCGCUUGUUCGAGGCGUCAGGCGUCGUACCGUGGCGUUGGGCACGUACGCAGGGAGGCGCUGGCAACUGGUGCAGGUGCAGCAGCUGCAGUUGCUGCGGCCGCUGCCAUUGCCCAGAAGGGCUUGGAGAAACCGAAGGGCAAACUACGCCACAAGAGCGGAAUGCGACCCAAGGUUGUGGUGCUCGGUUCUGGCUGGGGUGCUGCGACAUUCCUUAAGGGUUUGGAGGCCGAUGAGGCCCAAAUGUAUGACAUCACAGUGGUGUCGCCUCGAAAUCAUUUCCUUUACACGCCUUUGCUCCCCACUUGCUCUAUGGGCUCCGUGGAGGAAAGGUCAAUCGUCACCCCUAUGCGACGCCUGAUCUCCGGCAAAGCGGACUUCCUCGAAGCAAGGUGCGACUCCAUCGAUACAGUUGGCAAGAAGGUCCACUGCAGUCGCGGUAUUAGCCUUGAGAACCGCGUAGAUGUGGCGUUUGACCGUUUCCCAGACAAAGGCGGCGAUGGAAGCACGCUUACAUUUACUCUUGAUUACGAUAUCCUGGUGUACGCAGUUGGGGCUCAGUCGAGUGAUUUCGGCUGCCCUGGCGUGAAAGAGCAUGCUUACUUUUUCAAGGAGGUCAGCGAUGCACGGAAGGUCCGCGAGCGGAUCAGUGAUCUAUUCGAGAGGGCUGCGUUGCCGUGCAUCUCAGCAGAGGAGAGGGAUAGGUUGUUGAGUUUCGUCAUCGUCGGAGGCGGUCCUACGGGCGUUGAGGUAGCAGCUGACUUGGCCGACUUCAUGGCCGAAGAUGCUGGCAUCCUUUAUCCAACGCUCGUUGAGCACGUCAAGAUUCGUCUCAUCAACACUGGCGACACUGUUCUGACAACGUACGAUCCGGAAGUGUCCAAGAAGAGCAUGGAUGUUUUCAAAGAAAAAGGCGUGGAGGUCAUGAGUAAAGUCAGGGUGACAAAAGUGACGCCAGACGUUGUUCAAAUGAAGAGCGCGGCUGAUGGCACAGAAAUCCGCAUUCCAUACGGGUGUGUUGUGUGGGCCGCAGGCAUUUCAGAAAAUCCGCUCACUGCCAAGCUAAAGGAGUCUUUGAUUGAGCGCAAUGCUGGCAACACAAGGAACGUCAGCGCUCUAAUGAAGCCCACCCGAGGUAUUGUCACAGAUGAAUGGAUGCAUGUGCGGGGCAGUUCGGGGUCCAUCUUCGCGCUUGGGGAUGCCUGCCUCGUACGGCAUGACCGCACGGUCCCCUUCGCAAAGCAGCUCUUCGAGAUGGGCGACACCAAUGGAGAUGGCGAGCUCGACAUGUCCGAGUUACGCGACCUGUUCAAGACGGCGGCGUCACAGUUUCCGCAGCUCGAGGCUUAUUCUAAGUACUUGGACAAUGCCGUCGAGCUGGAUCAGAUGAACGAUCCAAGGAUUGCUGCAUUGGCGAGGACGUUUCAGCGAGGUUUCGACGAAGAGCAGAAGGCAUUCAAGAAGCUGGUACGGCUAACGAAAGAGCGGGUCGGAGAUCGGACGGCGCCAAAGCCAGCAGAAGAAGUGGCCGCUGACAUCGCCGAGAUAGAUUACAAUCACAACGAAAAGUUGGACUUCGCCGAGUUCAGAGACUUACUGGAUCGUGUCGACAAGAAUCUCCAGGGCUUUCCCGCCACCGCGCAGGUGGCAGCCCAGCAGGGCAGCUAUCUUUCGAAGCUGUUUGCAAAGGGGUGCCUGGACGGCACCGAGGAGAGCCUCACGGCGACACAACGGGACGAAGACUCGUUCACAUACUUCCACAAAGGCUCACUGGCGUACUUGGGCGCUGGGCAGGCGGCCUUCGACGUGCCGAUCAUCGGAACCAUCACUGGCCCUCUCGCUGGGCUUGCCUGGAAGUUCUACGAGACCUCUGCGCAGCUGAGCUGGAAGAAUCGUGCUCUCGUGGGCCUGAACUGGGUCCGCACCGAGGUGUUUGGCCGCGACACCUCGCGAUUCUAG
Prorocentrum cordatum is the source of this 2166-nucleotide messenger RNA. NCBI's taxonomy places the organism in Eukaryota, Dinophyceae, Prorocentrales, Prorocentraceae. The record is from the annotation of a GenBank genome assembly.